AUGAUCUGUCCUGCAAGUAUUACAGUAUUCAGUCUCGACGAUCAGGAUUGGUAUAGCGUCGACGUUGCCGGAUUGGAAGACAAGCAAUGGAGGCCGAAAACUACUGAUAGAUUGGUGCUUGAUCCGGCCACGAAAUCCAUUCUCAUCCACCUAGCGACUACAAACUCUUUGCAGUUCCAAGCGAACAAGUCCAGGGAUGUAAUUGAAGGGAAGGGCAAGGGCGUCGUUUUAUUGUUUCAUGGACCGCCUGGUGUGGGCAAAACUUUGACAGCGGAAGUCCUUUCUGAAUUCACCAAAAGACCAUUACUGAAGAUCAACCUGGGAAAAAUUGCUAGCCAUAAGAAAUGGGAGCCAGCACUUGAGAGGAUCUUCACAAAUGCAGAAGACUGGAAAGCAAUCCUGCUGAUUGACGAAGCUGAAAUUGUUUUGGAAAAACGAACAUUUGAGAGAAUGACUCAGAACUCGUGGAUUUCAGUAUUCCUACGUAAGCUUGAGUACUACAAGGGUAUCUUGAUCCUCACAACGAAUUUGAUUGAUUGUAUCGACGAAGCAUUCGAAUCUCGCAUUAGCUAUCCAGUGCGAUUUCGCGAACUCAGCCGUGAUGAUCGCCUUCAGAUCUGGUCAGACUUUGUCAAAGAUAUGAAGAUGCUCCCAGCGUACAAAGAGACAUUGAUGAAGGAGGUGUAUCGUUGGUCCGAAGCUGAAAUUAAUGGACGGCAGAUCAGAAACGUUGUCUUGAUGGCUGAGCACUUGGCAGCUAGUGACAACACAAGAUUGACGCCUCGCCAUAUUGACGAUCUCUUGAAUGUUAUCCUCGAGUUCUGCGACUACAAUCAAGGCAACUCUUCCAGAGUCAAGAAGAUCCAAUCAAUGGGUUUGUCCUAUCCCCAAAGAUGA
Mollisia scopiformis is the source of this 897-nucleotide messenger RNA. Its product is annotated as P-loop containing nucleoside triphosphate hydrolase protein. The transcript is spliced from 3 exons. Lineage: Eukaryota; Fungi; Ascomycota; Leotiomycetes; Helotiales; Mollisiaceae. Gene Ontology annotation, molecular function: ATP hydrolysis activity; ATP binding. The coding region runs from base 1 to 897 and encodes 298 amino acids. The record is from RefSeq and is a predicted model, not a curated record.